Mytilinidion resinicola is the source of this 2312-nucleotide messenger RNA. RefSeq lists its product as uncharacterized. Lineage: Eukaryota; Fungi; Ascomycota; Dothideomycetes; Mytilinidiales; Mytilinidiaceae. Bases 63 to 1970 code for a protein of 635 amino acids. The record is from RefSeq and is a predicted model, not a curated record. The transcript is spliced from 2 exons. Gene Ontology annotation, molecular function: histone H4K20 methyltransferase activity; protein binding. Gene Ontology annotation, cellular component: nucleus.
CCAAGAAGGGGGGACUUACCCUUGGCCAGCUGGCCUCAUACGACGACCUCAUAACCGAUGCGAUGGUCGACCGGGUGUACUUCUGGACCACCAUUCGCAAGAAUCGUAGCCGCUACUCUGCGUCGCGCGGAAUUCGCGAGGAAGAGCCCGCAGACAUUCUGCGCAAAUGCGUUAUUCUAGAGAAGGACCCCGCGAAAGCAGUCUCGCAACUGCUACUGGUGUCCGGUAUCCGCAGCUUCAGCCAGCGUCUGUCUACCAAGGACGAGAAAGAGCACUUCCAGCGCCACUUGCGCAAGUAUGUCAACAUGUACAUGCCGGACUGUCCAUUCGAGGUCACCACUACGAACCGCUACACAAUUGAUACCCAAGAGGCUUCGGUCACAGCGAGGAGGGAGAUCAAGAAGGGUGAGGAGAUCAAGUACCUGACGGGAAUUCAGGUUGCGCUCACGGAGAAGGAGGAGGACGACCUGGACGAUUCACGAUUAGAUUUCAGCAUUGUUGUCUCGAGCCGUAAGAAGACGCGAUCGCUGUUUCUAGGCCCGGCGCGGUUUGCCAAUCAUGAUUGCGACGCGAACGCAAAGCUCUCUACAAAAGGGCCGCAUGGUAUGCAGAUUGUUUCGGUCAAGAAUAUUGAGAUUGGAGACGAGAUCACUGUUUCUUAUGGUGAUAACUAUUUCGGAGAAGACAACCAGGAGUGUCUUUGCGCGACAUGUGAGAGACAGCUGGCUAAUGGCUGGGCACCUGUAAAGAAUGAAGAUGAGAGCGACGAGGCUACACCUGUGCCUGAAGAGGUACCGGAAGAAGGAGCCUAUCUGUUGAGGCGAAAGAGGAAGUAUGGCACGGAGGUCGACAGUUCGUCCAAGGACUCCACUCCAGCUGCCAUUGAUGAGCGGAAGCGGCGUCGUGUAGAGAGUCCUCUGGCCUCAACGCCAGCAUCACCCGCGCCGUCAGUGAACGCGGACAGCGCACAAAAACUGAAGCGGCCUUUGAAGUUUCUAGCGCUCAAGAAGGAGCGCAGCAUGUCUUCACUUCGACAGGAAGUACCAAUAUCGAGCAUCGAGGAUCCCAUGACGAACGCCUCGAGAGCAAUCCGUACCCAGCAGCGCGAUGGGCUGCUCACGAUGGCCCUAGACGAAGCAGAUAGCUCGCGACAGACGACUCCACGAACCCCAUCAACCGCGGAAUCCCCAAAAUCAACACAGUCAACUGAUGCUACAUCCGAGGAAGACGACGCCAUCAUGACAGAGACCCAAGAUCCCACCCUCGACACCAUCAAAGUCGCCGUCCCCUCCAUCCUCCAAUCCCUCCCAUCCCCAACCACGAUCCCCAUCUCAUCCCUCCUUAACGCCGACGCCGAAUCCGAGCUCUCCGAACUCUCAGAAAGCUACGAACUCGACGACACCUUGCAAGCAGUAACAGCGCGCAAGCGCUCCGUCUCCCAAAAACCGCCCCUGAUCCCCCGCACCACCCGCUCCAUCUCGCGCCGCACCGACAGCCUGCGCAACGCCACCCCGCUCCCCCUCGACCUCGACUCGGCCUCCGACGCCUCCGUGUCGAGCUCCCAGCGCCGCCCCGGCGACUACACCCUCACCACGGCGCUCCUCUCCGCCAAGUACAGCCGCUGGGUCAGCUGCCGCACGUGCGACGCGGACUUUGUGCAGGCCGACGCGUACCACACGCGCAUCGAGUGCCCGCGCUGCGAGCGGCACUCCAAGCUGUAUGGUUACGCGUGGCCGAAAACGGACCGCGAGGGUAAGUGGGACAAGGAGGAGCGAGUGCUGGACCACCGGACUAUCCACCGCUUUGUGGAGCCGGAGGAGGAGCGGAGCAUCAGGAAGGGCGGGAGGAGGGGGUUGCGGGAGGCGCUGUUGAGCAGGCGGGAGACGGAGAGCAGGGAGCGCACGGCGAGUGAGAGCGUGGAGGUUGAGAGUCCGAAGAAGAGGGGACGGAGGGGUAGGUUUACGAUUUGAAGACGGGUGGGGUUGACUGGGCUUGCGCGGACGGAUCAUGUGUGGGAGUGAGAGGGGUUUCUACGUGUGCAUGUCUGGAUGGAUGGGGGUGUUGAGUGGAGUUCUUGUUAUUGCUGUAGAAGCAUAUCCUGGGAGUCAUGUUUUCGAUCAAGGGGCUUCGAGCCUCUGGCUGGAUGGGGCAUGGCAUUUGGGUGCUUUUUAGGGGUUGGAUUUGAUUUUUUUGGUCUACGAGACUUGGUCGGCAUUGUUUGGGAUGAUGCAGUCUUUUCUAUUGUUGUACUAUUAGCUACCAGGAGGCGGAGUUGAUAUUAGUCUCGAAUCAAUGUGCAUUGUAACUCUGAG